Molecule: messenger RNA, 1862 nt
Organism: Athene cunicularia (burrowing owl)
Lineage: Eukaryota; Metazoa; Chordata; Aves; Strigiformes; Strigidae
Gene: TANK
Product: TRAF family member associated NFKB activator
Exons: 9
Coding region: 178-1626 (482 amino acids)
Biological process (GO): canonical NF-kappaB signal transduction
Source: RefSeq, a predicted model, not a curated record
UGUUCCCAAGAUGAUGGCAGUGUAACUUAACAAAAUAUUUCCAUUGAAGAAGCUGUUUUGAAAACAGAAAUAUGUAGAGAAGUACUUGCUUCUGGAUGGCAUCUAUGUUCUCAUAUGAACCUAUGAGAGGUCUGUUUACUUGAUCAUCUUUUCAGUAAUGAAACAACAUUGGGAAUUAUGGACAAAAACAUUGGAGAGCAGCUUAACAAAGCUUAUGAGGCCUACCGACAAGCAUGCAUGGAUAGGGACCAUGCUGUGAAAGAACUACAGCAAAAAACAGAAAACUACAUGCAGCAAAUACAUGAACAGCAGGAAAAGAUAGAGCUUCAGAAUAGCAUUAUUGCAAAACUGAAAUCACAGUUAGCUGCUCUGAAUGCUAAUAGAGGUAAUGUGCAUACCUACAUUCUGAAGCAUGAAGACAUUGAAACCUCCAACUCAUCUUUCAGCCAGCUCUCUGAAAAACUGAACAUAGCAAAGCAAAGAGAAAAACUCUUAAAGGAACAGUUAGAAAGUGAGAGCAUGAAAUUGAAGCAACUUGAGGAGAAAAACAAUCAAAAGGAAAGGAAGCUUUUAUCUAUUAUUUCCAAUCAAGAAGAUAAAAUAAGAACUCUGAAAAGCAAACUGAAAGAAUUAAAUGAAGCACAAAAGGGUAUACAGAUGCCAACAUAUAAAAGGGAGGUGAAAAAUAAGAAAGUUGUUCCAGUUAAGUCUGAAGUAUUUUUAGGGAUCUCUGGUAUUUCACCUAUGCCUGAAAGGGAGAAUUUGGAGACUAUUUUCCAGGACAUGAAAGAAGAGUGUCAUCGAAUAUGUAUGCUAGCCAGGGAACAAACAGACCAACUGAGUAAAUUUAAGAUAAAGCCAGAACCUGAAACUGAAAUACAGUUUUCCAUGCCGAUACAGUGUACUGAUAAAACUGAUGAACAAGCAGAAGAGCUUUUUAAGCCUCGGGUUAUAAACGAUAUAAAUAGAGGUGCAUCAUGCAUCACAUCUAUCACACCAAGAGGAGUGGGCCAAGAUGAGGACAACAACUCUGUAGAAUCACUUUCUAAAUUUAAUGUCAAGUUUCCACCUACAGACAAUGACUCUGCUUUCUUGCAGAGCACUCAGGAAAAACCAACAGUUCCUUGUACUGGUAUAGCUGAAAACAUGCUUCAAGAUCAUAAUUUUAACCUGGAGCACAGAGACCGUGCUGUUAACCUCAGUAAAUUGGAACCUAACUCAUUUGAAGCUCAUGGAGUUGAUCUCAUGACCUCAGCUUUACAAAGCUUAACUACUGUUGACAAAACAAACCCCCCAAAUCAUGCAAACAUACCCAUAGAAAAUAGCCGUGACAAAACAUGUUUAAAAACAACAGACACUGGUUUCACAUUUGUACCUAAGCACACAAACCAGGGUAUACCUGAAGUAAUUUUUUCUUCUUUAGAAGCUGCUGGGACAACCAUCAGAGGUCCUCAUCAGCUCAUUUGGCAGCCUCGAGACAAUGAUUUGCUGGCACAAGCUUAUACAGACUCUGAACUGAAUCAGUGUGGAAUAUGUGAAUUCUGUCGAGAAGUUUUCCCACCAUCUAUAACAUCUAAGGAAGAUUUUCUUCGGCAUCUGAAUUCCCACUUUAAAGUACAAUCUUAAUGUAUGAGAAUUCAAUGGAUCACUGUUUUUGCAUACAUCUGAUUUUUUAAUUCAAUAGAUAUGCUAAGAAUUUAAGAAUUAAGACUUCUUGUAAGAACUCAUGACUGAAAUUGUUUGUUAGAUAAACACAUUUUUAAUUGUCCUUUGACAAGGUAAAACAAAACUGUAAGUCACUUGGUACUGUAAUUCACAUUAUUGCUUGUUAUGCUUCAGUAUUACCUAUGAGAGUGAUGUUA